Cynara cardunculus var. scolymus (artichoke) is the source of this 1026-nucleotide messenger RNA. RefSeq lists its product as uncharacterized. Gene Ontology annotation, biological process: proteolysis. The record is from RefSeq and is a predicted model, not a curated record. Bases 1 to 1026 code for a protein of 341 amino acids. Lineage: Eukaryota; Viridiplantae; Streptophyta; Magnoliopsida; Asterales; Asteraceae. The transcript has a single exon. Gene Ontology annotation, molecular function: aspartic-type endopeptidase activity; nucleic acid binding; zinc ion binding.
AUGUCGAGUGGUGAGAAGAGAAAGUGGGAAGGGCCCUACGCACCAUCCAAAAAGCCAAACCAUUUUGGCAACAACAAUCGCGGAGCCCAUCCCAAACAAGAGCCAAGGUGGUGUCCCAAGUGUCGCAGCAAACAUCACGGCCCGUGUAGCACCAACUCUACCCCCACCAAAUGCUUUAAGUGUGGGAAGGCAGGCCACACGCGAAACGAGUGCCCAAUCAAGGGACCCAUAUGUUUUGAAUGCGGGGAACCGGGCCAUUUCAAGAGUGACUGCCAAAAGUUGAAAACAGGUGGGAGUCAAGGGAGAAAGGAGGGCGCCCCGAAAGCAAUCGGUCGGGCCUUUCAGAUGUCGAGAGAAGAAGCUAAGGCGUCGGCGGAUGUAGUGUCGGGUACGUUCCUUGUUAACUUUGUACCUGAUCACGUACUUUUUGAUUCGGGUGCUUCAUGUUCCUUUGUGUCCACUGCAUUCUAUCAACACUUGCUUAGGCCACCUAGUACACUAGAGGAUGCGUUAAUAAUAGAGAUAGCAAAUGGUAGUCAAGUUUUGGUGCACGAAAUUGUUAGAGGUUGUGUUUUAGGGAUUGAAGGAAAGGAAUUUCGGGUGGAUCUCAUACCCAUGGCUAUAGGCGGAUUCGAUGUCAUUAUUGGGAUGGACUGGUUGGUAGAGAACCAAGCGGAAAUCUUAUGCUCUAAAAAGCUGAUCCGAAUCCCUUUACCAGAUGAGGAUGCUGUGCUAAUUUACGGAGAAGGAAGGAAAGGAAAUGUAGUACUCUUGUCCACAGCAAAGGCACGUAAGUGUCUAGCUAAAGGAUGUUCCGCAUUCAUCGCUUAUGUACUGGAUACCAAGCUAGGAAAAAGGGGAAUUGAAGAUGUGAAUGUGGUUAAUGAAUUUCUCGACGUAUUCCCUAAAGACUUACCUGGCUUACCACCUGAUAGACAGGUGGAGUUCCAAAUCGAUCUUAUUCCGGGAACAGCCCCUAUUGCUAGAGCCCCUUACCGUUUAGCGCCAUCCGAGAUGCAAGAGUAG